This is a messenger RNA of Populus nigra (black poplar), 1937 nucleotides long. RefSeq names its product GDP-mannose transporter GONST3-like. The coding region runs from base 256 to 1383 and encodes 375 amino acids. The record is from RefSeq and is a predicted model, not a curated record. NCBI's taxonomy places the organism in Eukaryota, Viridiplantae, Streptophyta, Magnoliopsida, Malpighiales, Salicaceae. The transcript has 2 exons. Gene Ontology annotation, molecular function: antiporter activity; GDP-fucose transmembrane transporter activity. Gene Ontology annotation, cellular component: Golgi apparatus.
AAUAAUACUUCAACAUCGAGAUUUGAGAGUGGUGCGUGGACUCAGCGGAGCUGUGCACUGCACCGAGCCACCGACCCUCAAUACUGGGCCAGUGGAGACUUCAAAUUUAUAAAAUCUCGAAUUAAACGUCGCCGAUUCAGUUUUAUUCUCACUGCCUAGUGCCUUGCCUAUUGCCCCAUCUAAACGCUAACCAGGCGCACACAGUCUCUCUCUCUGCUAACAGAUUGCAAGAUCCACACCACAGUGUUCUCUCAGAUGUCUGCUGACAUGGAGAACCCUAAAGCUGAAGAGGAACAGAAAGGUACAGGAUCCGACUCUCCUGCUAAUGAAACCCUGGCAACCUGGUAUAGUGGCUUACUCAAGCAAACAUCCAUCUAUGGCAUAGCUGCUGGAUAUUGCAUCUCAGCAUCCCUGCUCUCCAUCAUCAACAAGUGGGCCAUCAUGAAAUUCCCUUAUCCUGGGGCACUAACUGCAUUGCAGUAUUUCACUAGCGCUGCGGGUGUACUUGUCUGUGGGUGGUGCAAGGUUUUAGAGCAUGAUUCGCUCGACCUUUUGACCAUGUGGCGGUUCCUACCUGCAGCCAUUAUGUUCUACCUGUCACUCUUUACAAACAGUGAGCUCUUAUUGCAUGCUAAUGUUGAUACCUUCAUUGUCUUCCGUUCGUUAGUCCCCAUCUUUGUUGCAAUAGGAGAGACCUUGUUCCUACACCAGCCAUGGCCAUCAUUGAAGACAUGGUUGUCUCUUUCUACCAUCUUUGGUGGAAGUGUGCUAUAUGUGCUAACAGAUUAUCAGUUUACAGUUAUGGCUUACAGCUGGGCUCUAGCUUACUUGGUAAGCAUGACUAUAGAUUUUGUCUACAUCAAGCAUGUUGUUAUGACCAUUGGUUUAAAUACAUGGGGUCUCGUGGUGUACAACAAUCUUGAGGCCCUCCUACUCUUUCCGCUAGAAUUGCUUAUAAUGGGGGAGCUUAAGAAGAUAAAGCAUGAAAUUUCAGAUGAGUCGGAUUGGCACUCAUUUGCGGUGGUUUUGCCAGUUGGUUUGUCUUGUUUGUUUGGUUUAGCCAUCUCUUUCUUUGGGUUUUCUUGCCGGAGAGCAAUCUCUGCUACAGGAUAUACAGUUCUUGGUGUGGUGAACAAGUUGUUGACAGUUGUAAUCAAUCUGGUUAUUUGGGACAAGCAUUCAACAUUCGUUGGGACAGUGGGACUUCUUAUUUGUAUGCUAGGUGGCAUCAUGUAUCAACAGUCCACAAGCAAGCCUAAGGCUGUGCCUGAAGUAAAAGCAGAGCAAACCGAUGAAGAACAACAGAAGCUACUAGAAAUGCAAAGCAACAUAGAAAGCAACAAUAAUGAGAAGGAAGUUACCCAGUCAAAUCAGGGGAAAUGAGGUAGAUUUUUCCUGUAUUGACUUCUGGUUAAAUAUCCGGGUGAAGUUUUUCCGAUUAGUAAAUUGUUCGGAUGGCAAAUUCUCAUCUUAGCAAUCUCGAUGGUUUGUGCCUGAACAAAAUGUUUCUAGUUGGAUAUUGGGCUUCACCGAAAUUACUUCUUGAUGCAGCAGAAUUUAACCUGGAAAAACAAAUUAGGUGGAUUGCUACAUUCUUGUUACCAGUUAUCUGAAUAGUCACAGCAGUAAUAUUCUGAAGUCCAAGUUCCUGCUGCUUCUGGCUGAAUGCAUCCAAUGAAGCCGGCUAGGUUAUAUUGAUUGUAGUAUCUUUUGGGUUACAGAACAUGAAUUUCUUUUUUACUCCAUUCUUUUGCAAAUGUUAGUACUUUUGUCAAAGGUAGAACUUCAUUCAAAGCCAGACCCUAGCAUCUGCCUCCAGCAUUAUGAUCGGCGGGGUUUUGGUCAUUGCCUGUAUUUCUUGUUUUUUUUCGUAGCCCACAACCUGUAUUUCUUAAAAACAACAAUUAGUUGAAUCAUUUUACUCCCUUCUUCCUUCU